AUGGGUUCCAUGGCAAGUGAGGGAGUCCGCUCUUUCCAUCCACUGGAAACCGAGCGCUCGCGUCCCUGUCCCUUCCGAGGUGGCCCUGGACGUCCAGGGCGCUGGCGGGAAGUCGAGGGCAGGCAGGCAGCUGCCCUUGGAAGAGGUGACGUCAGCCUGCGGACAGGUGAGCCAGACCGAAAGGUGACCGGCGCCUCCAGGGAAGGCGAGUGUCCCGAGCUGACCCUGGGGCGCCUGAACUUUCUGAAGUGGGAGCUUCGCUCCCGGGCCCACGAGGAGCCAGGGGGAUUACAAAGAAACGGGAGACGUGGCGAGACCUCAGAGCCGCUGGGAGCCGAGGCGUGGACGCGCGGCUGCCCCAUCGCGGAGGGCCAUGUGGCCACUGACCUGCAGCGAAUGGCAAGGGGUACGGCGGGGCUGCUCCAGCCGUCUGAACAGACAACGGCUGGAGACAAGGACAUGGGAAGCUUCAGCGUGACUGGUGGCAAAGAUGCCUGCUCCUCUGGGGUGGUGGGCAUCAUGGACACUGCAAAAGCAAUAGUCCAGGGUGGUCUGGGCGUCACCCAGUCGGCCCUUGUGGGCACAAAGGAGGCGGUGUCCGGAGGCGUCAUGGGAGCAGUAGGUAUGGCCAAAGGUCUUGCCCAGGGAGGCCUGGACACCACCAAGUCUGUGGUCACGGGCACCAAGGACACCGUGACCACAGGACUCACGGGGGCCAUGAACGUGGCCAAGGGGACAGUGCAGACGGGCCUGGACACCAGCAAGAAUGUGCUGAUGGGCACCAAGGACACCGUGACCACAGGACUCACAGGGGCCAUGAACGUGGCCAAGGGGACAGUGCAGACGGGCCUGGACACCAGCAAGAAUGUGCUGAUGGGCACCAAGGACACCGUGACCACAGGACUCACAGGGGCCAUGAACGUGGCCAAGGGGACAGUGCAGACGGGCCUGGAUACCAGCAAGAAUGUGCUGAUGGGCACCAAGGACACUGUGACCACAGGACUCACGGGGGCCAUGAAUGUGGCCAAGGGGACAGUGCAGACGGGCCUGGACACCAGCAAGAAUGUGCUGAUGGGCACCAAGGACACCGUGACCACAGGACUCACGGGGGCCAUGAACGUGGCCAAAGUGGCAGCCCAGGGAGGCCUGGACACCACCAAGUCUGUGGUCAUGGGCACCAAGGACACCGUGACCACAGGACUCACGGGGGCCAUGAACGUGGCCAAGGGGACAGUGCAGACGGGCCUGGAUACCAGCAAGAAUGUGCUGAUGGGCACCAAGGACACUGUGACCACAGGACUCACGGGGGCCAUGAAUGUGGCCAAGGGGACAGUGCAGACGGGCCUGGACACCAGCAAGAAUGUGCUGAUGGGCACCAAGGACACCAUGACCACAGGACUCACGGGGGCCAUGAACGUGGCCAAGGGGACAGUGCAGACAGGCCUGGAUACCAGCAAGAAUGUGCUGAUGGGCACCAAGGACACCGUGACCACAGGACUCACAGGGGCCAUGAACGUGGCCAAGGGGACAGUGCAGACGGGCCUGGAUACCAGCAAGAAUGUGCUGAUGGGCACCAAGGACACUGUGACCACAGGACUCACGGGGGCCAUGAACGUGGCCAAGGGGACAGUCCAGACGGGCCUGGACACCAGCAAGAAUGUGCUGAUGGGCACCAAGGACACCGUGACCACAGGACUCACAGGGGCCAUGAACGUGGCCAAAGUGGCAGCCCAGGGAGGCCUGGACACCACCAAGUCUGUGGUCAUGGGCACCAAGGACACCGUGACCACAGGACUCACGGGGGCCAUGAACGUGGCCAAGGGGACAGUGCAGACGGGCCUGGACACCAGCAAGAAUGUGCUGAUGGGCACCAAAGACACCGUGACCACAGGACUCACGGGGGCCAUGAACGUGGCCAAGGGGACAGUGCAAACGGGCCUGGACACCAGCAAGAAUGUGCUGAUGGGCACCAAGGACACCAUGACCACAGGACUCACAGGGGCCAUGAACGUGGCCAAAGUGGCAGCCCAGGGAGGCCUGGACACCACCAAGUCUGUGGUCAUGGGCACCAAGGACACCGUGACCACAGGACUCACGGGGGCCAUGAACGUGGCCAAGGGGACAGUGCAGACGGGCCUGGACACCAGCAAGAAUGUGCUGAUGGGCACCAAGGACACCGUGACCACAGGACUCACGGGGGCCAUGAAUGUGGCCAAGGGGACAGUGCAGACGGGCCUGGACACCACCAAGUCUGUGGUCAUGGGCACCAAGGACACUGUGACCACAGGACUCAUGGGGGCCAUGAACGUGGCCAAGGGGACAGUGCAGACGGGCCUGGACACCAGCAAGAAUGUGCUGAUGGGCACCAAGGACACCAUGACCACAGGACUCACAGGGGCCAUGAAUGUGGCAAAGGUGGCUGCCCAGGGAGGCCUGGAUACCACUAAGUCUGUGGUCACUGGCACCAAGGACACCGUGACCACAGGACUCACAGGGGCCGUGAACGUGGCCAAGGGGACAGUGCAGACGGGCCUGGACACCAGCAAGAGCGUGCUCACAGGCACGAAGGAUACCAUCUGUGCUGGGAUCACUGGGGCCAUGAACAUGGCUAAAGGUGUCAUUCAGAAGGGCCUGGACACAACCAAGGACACACAGUCUGCCCUGCUGUCUCCAGAAGAUAAUGUGACCAUCCAUGCCACCCACACAGGUGUAUACACAGUUCCAAGUUCACUCUCCAGCUCUCAUGCCACCAUGUUUUAUGAGCCUGGCAGUUACAGAGCCACCGACCAAGGAGUCAAACAUGCUACUCUGACUUCUGCCGAGUCCCUGUGCUCUGAGAUCAGUAGCCUUGUGGAAACAUGUGGCUUGGGGCUUGUCACAGAACCCACAGCUACCACCAAAGGUCCUCUGUCUGGUGUAGCUUCAUCUGCCCACGCAGCUACCAGGUCUGAGGAUGAGUGUGGUCAGCUGGCUGCUAUAAGCUUUGCUGCACUUCAUGAUGAGUUGGAGGGACUAGGGGACAUCUUCCAGCCCAUGACAACUGAGGAACAAGCCCAGCUGGCAGCCUUGGAGUCAGGGCCCCGGGUGCUCUCUGCUGAUGGGGGAAGCUACUUUGUCCGCCUGGGUGACCUGACACCCAGCUUCCGCCAGCGUGCUUUUGAACAUGCCCUGAGCUACAUACAGCACAACCAGUUCCAAGCCAGGGCUGCCGCGCCUCUCCCCACGGGAGUGACGCUGAAGGCCAUGGGGUCCCGCACUGAGUAG
Molecule: messenger RNA, 3264 nt
Organism: Onychomys torridus (southern grasshopper mouse)
Lineage: Eukaryota; Metazoa; Chordata; Mammalia; Rodentia; Cricetidae
Gene: Plin4
Product: perilipin 4
Exons: 6
Coding region: 1-3264 (1087 amino acids)
Cellular component (GO): plasma membrane
Source: RefSeq, a predicted model, not a curated record